AGGCGUUGUCGAUAUUAUACUUCUGUGGCUACUGCACGUGUUGACGUUUCUGCAACGCAAAUUGAAUAUAUUCUGCCGAUCCUUAAAUAUAUAGUAUUAUGGGUCGCCAAAAUCGUUCGCGCAAACGCCGCGAUGAAAUGAACAAAAUCAAGAAGGCGCGCUAUGACGCCAAGGAAUUAAUACGGCUGAAGAAAACAUUGGGUCUGCUGGAUGCUGAUGGCAAGGAAAUCAAAAUGGAAAUUGGCGAAGUUGCUGAAAUUAAGACAUCUAAAGAGAUUAAGAGAGCAGCCAAGACCAAAGAGCAGCAGGAGCUGAUGUACGAGCAUCAAGAGAGUCUAGAGAAGGGCCAAAAGAUCAGACAAGUGAACGAGAAAACAGGCGUUGAGCACGUUUUCAAUAGUAAAACGCUCAAAGAUCAAUUUGGCAAUUAUCCCGAGUGGUUUAAACGAAAGAAGACAGCGAAGCGUCUACGCAAGAAGCAGCACGCACAAAAGAAGAACUUCAAGCAGGCUUGGACAACGGUGAAUGUGCCGUUAUAAAAGGGAAUGCCCAAAGUGCCACGCCCAACCACGCCUAGUUGUUAAGUACAUAGCAUAUAGUAAAAAAUCUGUUUAGAGUCAACUUA
Molecule: messenger RNA, 625 nt
Organism: Drosophila hydei
Lineage: Eukaryota; Metazoa; Arthropoda; Insecta; Diptera; Drosophilidae
Product: protein LLP homolog
Exons: 2
Coding region: 99-539 (146 amino acids)
Biological process (GO): dendrite extension
Cellular component (GO): nucleolus
Molecular function (GO): RNA binding
Source: RefSeq, a predicted model, not a curated record